Messenger RNA from Pelecanus crispus (Dalmatian pelican), 2580 nucleotides. NCBI's taxonomy places the organism in Eukaryota, Metazoa, Chordata, Aves, Pelecaniformes, Pelecanidae. The record is from RefSeq and is a predicted model, not a curated record.
GAGGAUACAGACUCAGCUAUCUUAUAUGGAACUUUGCGAGGAAGUGUUGUUGGAUUACGAUACUACACAGGGAUUGUUAAUAACAAUGAAAUGGUUGCACUUCAGAGGGAACCCAAUAAUCCUUAUGAUAAAAAUGCAGUGAAAGUAAAUAAUGUGAAUGGAGACCAGGUAGGCCAUAUAAAAAAAGAACUAGCAGCAGCAUUGGCAGGCAUUAUGGACAACAAACUAGCAUUAAUUGAAGGGGUUGUCCCUUAUGGAGCAAAAAAUGCCUUUACCAUGCCUGUGCAAAUGAGCUUUUGGGGAAGAGAAGAAAACAAGGAAGCAGUGCUAGAUCAGCUGAAAAGGCAUGGAUUUAAAUUGGCUCCUCCUCUCAAAGAAUGUGGUUUUGGAUCAAAGUGGAUUUCUGGGAGAGCUGGUCCAAGUUACAGCGCUCCAGUUCAUGCUGCUGUGCAGUUGACAACUGAACAGCUUAAAAGUGAAUUUGACAAAUUGUUUGAGGAUCUGAAGGAAGAUGAUAAAACUUGUGAAAUGGAAGGAGCAGAGGCUGUUGGUACACUCUUGCUUCCCCAUCAAAAGCAGGCUUUAGCUUGGAUGGUUUCACAUGAGAACAGUAAUGAUUUGCCACCAUUUUGGGAAGAGAGAAGUAACGUCUAUUACAAUACACUUACAAAUUUCGCAGAAAAGAAGCGACCUGAAAAUGUUCUUGGAGGAAUACUGGCUGAUGAUAUGGGACUGGGUAAAACGCUUACUACUAUUGCAUUGAUUCUCACAAAUUUUCAAGAUGGCAAGCCUCUUCCUGUUGAAAAGAUCACAAGUGAUAAGUUUUAUGAGGAAUCUGGUACUAACAGCAUGAACAACGUUGGACGCAGACUAUGUAAAGGUGACAGCAAAUAUCAAAAGUCCAGUAAUGUUUGCAUGACAAGUGCCGCUAGCAUUCAGUCAGUUGAGAAGAAAUAUUCCGAUGAUGGCCCCAGAGCAACACUGAUUGUAUGUCCACUGUCUGUCCUAAGCAACUGGAUUGACCAGUUUGAACAACAUAUCCACCAAGAUUUUCAUGUAAAUAUUUAUGUUUAUUAUGGUUCUGACCGUAGCAAAGACCCAUCAGUUCUUUCAGAACAAGACAUUGUACUGACAACAUACAACAUCUUAGCUACUGAUUACGGAAUCGGAGGUGACAGCCCUUUACACAAAGUCAAGUGGCUGAGAAUUGUGUUGGAUGAGGGGCACACUAUACGAAAUCCAAAUGCUCAGCAAACUAAAGCUGCCUUAAAUCUGGAGGGACACAGAAGAUGGGUACUUACAGGCACUCCUAUUCAGAAUUCUGUAAAGGAUUUGUGGUCUCUUAUUUCCUUCUUAAAACUGAAACCUUUUACUGAUCGAGAGUGGUGGCACAGAACAAUUCAACGACCGGUCACAACUGGAGCUCCAGGAGGACUUGGGCGUUUACAGUCUCUGAUUAGGAGUAUUACCCUUAGAAGAACUAAAACAAGUAAAGUUAAAGGAAAACCCAUUUUGGAGUUACCAGAACGAAAAGUACUUAUUCAGCAUGUUACGCUUACAGAGGAAGAGAGACAAAUCUAUCAGUCUGUGAAGAAGGAGGGCAAAGCUGCUAUUAGCAGGUUUUUCAGUGAAGGGACUGUACUAGCUCACUAUGCUGACAUCCUUGGUGUCCUGCUCAGAUUGAGGCAGCUUUGUUGUCAUCCUCAUCUUUGUAUAAAUACAUCUUCUAGUUUUUCAGCUGAUAACAGAACUCCUGAAGAACUGUAUGAGACAUUAGUGAGUAAAAUGAAGUUGGUUCUGAGCUCUGGUUCAGACGAAGAAUGUGCAGUUUGCUUGGAAUCACUCACUCAUCCCGUGAUAACACGCUGUGCGCAUGUGUUUUGUAAGCCAUGUAUCUUUGAAGUCAUCAGAAGUGAACAGACAAAUGCCAAAUGCCCUCUCUGUAGGAGUGAGCUUCGAGUAGAGCACUUGGUGGAAUGUCCCCUAGAAGAAGAGGAAAUAGACUCCAGUAAUGGAAAGAAGUCUCAUCAGGAGUGGAUAUCCAGUUCAAAGAUAAAUGCUCUCAUGCAUGCUUUGAUAGAACUACGGAGGGAUGAUCCAACUGCUAAAUGUCUCGUCGUUUCUCAGUUCACAAGUUUCCUGUCACUGAUAGAAAAUCCCUUGAAAGAAUCGGGGUUUGCCUUUACUCGUUUGGAUGGGUCAAUGGCACAGAAGAAAAGAGUGGAAGCAAUUCAGUGUUUCCAAAGCAGCCAAGCAGGAUCCCCAACUGUAAUGCUUUUGUCUCUGAAAGCAGGUGGAGUUGGAUUAAAUCUGACAGCAGCUUCCCGAGUGUUUUUAAUGGAUCCUGCUUGGAAUCCGGCUGCAGAAGACCAAUGUUUUGACAGGUGUCACAGGCUGGGUCAGAAGCAUAACGUUGUUAUUACUAAGUUCAUUGUGAAGGAUUCAGUGGAAGAAAAUAUGCUGAAAAUUCAGAACAAGAAGAGGGAACUUGCAGCAGGAGCUUUCGCUACCAAAAAGCCUUCAGCAAGUGAAGUAAAACAAACCAAAAUUAAUGAAAUUAAGGCUCUAAUUGAUCUAUAG